AUGGAUAUUGAUGUGAGAAUACUGACGGAUAAAACGAUCAAAUUAACAGUGUCCUCAGAAUCUUCCGUUAAAGAAAUAAAAGCAAUAAUUCAAGAAAGAGCAGGAAUUCCGGUGAAUCAUCAAAUACUAACUUUUGAUAGCAAAUGCAUGAAAGACAGAGAUUUACUCCGUCGUUAUAGUGUUAAAUGCAGCAGUACACUACAACAUUUUCUGGGCUUACAUGGAAGUAUGCAAAUCUCUGUCAGAACUUUCAUUGGGAAAAUAAUGACACUGGCUGUGGAACCGAGCGACAGCAUCGAAGAUGUGAAAGCCACAAUUCAAGUGAUAGCAGGAAUUCCACUCGAUAAGCAGUCAAUGAGUUUUGCUGGCAAACCAUUGGAAGAUGGACGAAUACCUAACGAUUAUAAUACUCAAAAAGAAAACACAUUAGAUGUUGAACAUUAA
Messenger RNA from Didymodactylos carnosus, 444 nucleotides. Lineage: Eukaryota; Metazoa; Rotifera; Eurotatoria; Philodinida; Philodinidae. The record is from the annotation of a GenBank genome assembly.